UCAAAUAAUAUUUAUUAUCAUGGCUUCAUCAUUUAUCUUGAAGAACAGUAAAAUUUUGAAAAUACUUUCAAGAACGUUUUCUAUCUCAAGUCACAACAAUAAGGCAGCAUAUAUAGUAAGUGCAGUACGCACUCCUAUUGGUUCAUUCCAAAGUAGCCUGUCAUCAUUAUCAGCUCCACAACUUGGUUCAGUUGCUAUUAAAGGGGCAGUUGAGAAUGCAAAAAUAACUGUAAAUGAUGUACAGGAGGUCUAUAUGGGGCAUGUUUGUAUUGCAGGUUUAGGUCAAGCACCUGCUCGGCAAGCUGCAAUUGGAGCAGGGCUGCCACAAAGUGCUGAUUGUACUACUAUAAACAAGGUCUGUGCAUCUGGUAUGAAAUCAAUUAUGAUGGCUGCUCAAAGCAUAUCUUGUGGUUCUAAUGAAGUUAUGGUUGCAGGUGGUCAAGAAAGCAUGUCAAAUGUUCCAUUUUAUCUGAAGCGUGAACCGCUUAGUUAUGGCGGUAAUUCUUUGAUUGAUGGAAUUGUUUUUGAUGGUUUAACUGAUGCAUAUGAUAAAAUUCACAUGGGCCUUUGUGCCGAAGGUACAGUUUCAAAAUAUCACAUAACUCGCGAAGAACAAGAUGCUUAUGCUAUAGCCUCAUAUACCAAAAGCAAAGCUGCAUGGGAGAGUGGUGUAUUUGAAAAAGAAGUUAUUCCUGUAUCUGUACCGAAUAAAAAAGGUUCGCCAAAGAUAGUAUCCAUUGAUGAAGAAUUUACAAAGGUCAAUUUUGAAAAAGUGCCAUCUUUACGCCCAGUGUUUAAAAAGGAUGGUACUAUAACGGCUGCAAAUGCAAGUACAUUAAACGAUGGUGCAGCAGCUAUGGUGCUUAUGUCAGAACCUGCUCUGAAAAGGCAUAAUUCAUUGCCACUUGCAGUGAUCGUAGGUUUUGCUGAUGCUGCUUGCGCUCCUGUAGAUUUUUCAAUUGCACCAGCUCUUGCUAUUCCGAAGGCUUUAAAAAACUCUGGUUUAUCAAUCAGCGAUAUGUCCAUGAUUGAGAUCAAUGAAGCAUUUAGUUCAGUUGUGCUAGCAAAUAUAAAAGAACUUUCUCUAGAUCCUUCUAAAGUAAAUAUACAUGGCGGUGCUGUUUCAAUUGGUCACCCAAUCGGGAUGUCCGGAUGUCGUAUAGUGGCUCAUUUAGUACAUAAUUUGAAUCGAGGAGAGUAUGGAGUAGCUGCUAUAUGCAAUGGAGGUGGUGGAUCGUCCGCUAUUGUAAUUAAAAAGCUAUAAUCAUAAUGAAUAAUUGAAAAAAUUUAAAUAAAAUUUUGAUAUUUUUACGUUUAAACUCACGAUAUAAAUGUAAUUUAUAUCUUGAUAUGAUUUUGUUUACAAGUUUUUUUGAGUGCAUUGAUCUUAUUUACACUUUUUAGAGAUAACAAAGUUUUCAUA
This is a messenger RNA of Hydra vulgaris (swiftwater hydra), 1423 nucleotides long. Its product is annotated as acetyl-CoA acetyltransferase, mitochondrial. Gene Ontology annotation, biological process: fatty acid beta-oxidation. Gene Ontology annotation, cellular component: mitochondrion. Gene Ontology annotation, molecular function: acetyl-CoA C-acetyltransferase activity. Lineage: Eukaryota; Metazoa; Cnidaria; Hydrozoa; Anthoathecata; Hydridae. The record is from RefSeq and is a predicted model, not a curated record.